This is a messenger RNA of Suillus subaureus, 660 nucleotides long. RefSeq lists its product as uncharacterized. The transcript has 2 exons. The record is from RefSeq and is a predicted model, not a curated record. NCBI's taxonomy places the organism in Eukaryota, Fungi, Basidiomycota, Agaricomycetes, Boletales, Suillaceae. Bases 1 to 660 code for a protein of 219 amino acids.
AUGCCGAAAUCCAAGAAACAUCAAAGCCUCUUGCGCAAUAGUUUCAACUUCCCAACUUUCAGCGGCCUUCCAGAUGAGCCUGAGAAUGAAAUUGACCUCAGAUACUACGAUAAUGGCCCGUUCGGAUUCAAACCCGGCCAGCACUGGUGCUUUCUCGGCGAAAUUGUCGAGUCCAUCGGUCUUGUGCGAGUCCUGUUACGCGUAAAGGAUAAGGACGGUCAAGUCGUUACUGUUGGGCUGUACACAGACGACCGUGGACAAGCGCUUGCUCCGCAAAUCAAGGAAGGUCACACAGUUGCUGUACUGUAUGGCGAGCAACAUGGUUUCCUAGACAUGUCCGUUGGCAUACGCGUCGAAGAUACCUCCAACAUCAAAAUUAUACCAUGCUCACUCGAGCAGCUGCUAAAGGCUAGCGAUGAUGUGGCUACACUGCGCAAAGGCCAGCCAAGACGUUGUGGAUCCUGUGGUAAGGAGGAGAACGCCUCUGACAACACGCACUUGCGUUUGUGCUCUCGCUGCAGGCACACGCCUUAUUGUGGAGAGGAUUGUCAGAAGAAAGCCUGGGCGGCCGGUCACAAGGCUAACUGCAAGGCACUUGUUGGGGUACGGUGGUUCACAGAAAGGAACUGGAGAACGUUCCAUGACUGGUUUAAUUUCUGA